CACACACGCACACCGUUUUACAGAGAGAGACGCAAUUGCUCAAUUGGGGGUUUUCCUCAGCCUCCUCUCUCUCUUUUCCUCUUGUCGUCUGUACAAGUCCAUAUGGCCAUGGAAGACGUUGACUUGGAGUCAAUAGGCCACGGAAGAACCAGUUCGCGCUGCUGCUUCUGUAUCCCGGCGUCGUCGGCCUGGUGGGAGCGGAUGCGAGCGAACCAAAACAACGACCGCUGGUGGUCCCGAGGCUUCAAAGCCUUCUACAAGCUUCGAGAGUGGUCCGAAAUCGUCGCCGGCCCAAGGUGGAAGACUUUCAUUCGCCGAUUCAACCGGAAUAGAAGCGGAGGUGGCGGCAGCUCCGGUGCUGGGCGGCACCACGGGAAAUUCCAAUACGACCCGUUGAGUUAUGCUCUGAACUUCGACGAAGGCAAGGAGGACGAAGACGACGAAGACGGCGGAUUUCGCGAUUUCUCGACCCGGUUCGCCUCGCUUCCUCCGGUCAGGUCCGGGUUACCAGAAUCAAGUAAAGACGUGGCGGUGUACGGGUGAGUGAGAAUGCGCCUGGAGGUGUUGUGAGCAUUUGAUUGCUGGAAUGGCCACUCAAUGAGCUGGCUGGAUGGUGGAAGGUUGACCGAGACGUAUGACGUGGCGCCGUCAGUUUUACUUUAUUUAUUUAUUUUUGUUUGGUUUUCGAUAAUGUGGUUGUAGUAAUUUAGAUAAUUUUUUAUUGUUUUAAUUUUGUUUUUGAUGGUGGUUGGUGGGUGUACAAAUUGUCAAAUACUAAGAAGAUAAUGGACCAAUGAUGAUGAUUGAAUGAGGAUGAGGAUAAGCAUGCGUGUAUGUUUCUUCAGUAUGGAGUAUGGACUAGUGAUUAAUAAAUUUACUUAUUUAUUA
Molecule: messenger RNA, 888 nt
Organism: Prunus dulcis (almond)
Lineage: Eukaryota; Viridiplantae; Streptophyta; Magnoliopsida; Rosales; Rosaceae
Exons: 1
Coding region: 103-543 (146 amino acids)
Source: RefSeq, a predicted model, not a curated record